Messenger RNA from Cooperia oncophora, 450 nucleotides. The record is from the annotation of a GenBank genome assembly. NCBI's taxonomy places the organism in Eukaryota, Metazoa, Nematoda, Chromadorea, Rhabditida, Trichostrongylidae.
AUGGCAACGGUGGACUGCUCUGUGGCAAAUGCCACGACAACUGACCUUGACGGCCUUUUCGGUAACGGUACCGACGGAAAUGCCACAAUGCACUGCUCGAAGUCUGAAUUCGGUUGUUGUCCGGAUUGGGUCACACCUGCCGAAGGAAAAAAUAACGCCGGAUGUCCAACAUUCACGCUUGGAUCGUGUAACGAAACGGAAUACGGUUGCUGUCACGAUGAUGUCACCUUGGCGCGUGGACCAAAUCUCGAAGGAUGUGGUGAGCCAAUAUGGCUGGAUUCUCGGAGGAAUAACCUCGUUGAAAUCAAAUGGCAUUACGGAUCGUCCAAUUAUAGAUACCUUUAUUCAGGUCGUCAUUCCCUUGCGAACUGUCUGAAUUUGGAUGCUGCGCAGACGGUGAAACGGCCGCACUUGGAGCAAAUGGUACUGGAUGCGGAGAGAAUUGCCUGA